CGCACGCACCGUUCGUCUACGUGCAUCUCGCGAUAAUGUCUGCUAAAACCUUGUCUGGUAUGACAUACAUUCCAACGGCGCCAGUUGCAGUGGGAAUGAAAACACGUAGUUCCAUUGGGUUUCUGGAGGUCAGCGAGUGAUAUUCUGGUGACACGCGUCCCCUGUGGAUCACCAACACAAUCUGGUGCUCGAUCUGGGUAUGUUCGGACUGACAGCAUUUCGCAGGUUGUUGAGGUAAAUCGCUCUAUCGACGUGAGCAUCAUGAUCAUGGUCUGUGCUGCUCUAAAAUAAACCCAGGCUGCAUGGUGUAUGUAUGGUGAACGAUGUUCGACUUGCUGAGACUGCCUCCAGCUACUGUAUCUGCCAUUUAUCGGUGGGCCUCGCGAAAUAUCACCUGUUGGGAGCUGUCAUAACAGAGGACCUCCCUGAGGUGCAUCUACACCGCGGUGGGUCAACCCAGCGUUCGUAUGUGCCAUCCCUCGAUCUUUCACUGUUUCAGGACCCUUUCAUUUGCUGCUCACUGCGGCCUGCUGAGCUCAUGAAUGUGCUCACAUGAUUCGGGUACCAGUGUCUACGUCUCGUUGCUAGCUGCUAACAGAAGCGGGAUUAAAGAGCCUUCCCCGUUUUUGCUUUCCAAUCGGCGUGCAAGCUGCGCGGUUACGCUGCACCUGGCCUGGGCCGCGCUGCACUACGCAGGAAACUAGUAGUAGUAGGUGGUGAACAGCGUGGGGGACUCGUUGCCCAUGUCACUGUCAGCACAGUGACCGUGUACGGUAGUAAAAAUACGCUCGACGUUUUUGAUCUGGGAGGUUUGGUCAAGGUAAUGAGUACUUCCUGAGCGCCGGCCUGCCAGAACAGGAUCAUCCUGACCCCCCAGCGAGUAGAAUUUGGUCACGCAUAAUAUAGCCCACCACUGCCAUUAUCGCAGCCAGGCCUUGCAGCAAUGGACGUUACUAUCCUAGCAAAACUGUAGCAUCGUGUACCGCGCGUAACACUAACAGGCCGAGAAUAUCUUUCAAGUUUUGCCGUACCCUAUCUCAAACAUCCCGUGACGAUACUUGGCAUUCGCUGGUCCACUCAGCGCGUCAACAUUCCAAUUUUUUGCUGUUCUCCUCCCGACCCUGAUAAUAAUAAUCGUGUCCUGUGUGGAUCUCCGUGUGACUCCCAGUGGAAGGUUUCGGCUUAUCCGAUAACGAUCACUGCUUGAAGAGGAGCAGCACUUCACACGUUGCGGCGUCAGAGUUGAGAUUGUAAUCCCUAGCCCCGAUAGCAACAUGAGUGAACUGUCGAGGUAGCUGGUUUACUGAUAUUUUCACUGUUACGCGGCGAUCAAGCUAGCACCACGGGUUGCCGUAGAAAGCACGACAGGCAAUACCUUGCAACCGUCUAGAGCCAGAGGUGUGAGGCUCUGGCUGUCUACAAGCAGCCUCGCGCUAUCUGGGUGCUAGGGUUUGAAGCCCUGUGGCCGUCGUGUGUGUAGAUCGACAUCAGAGCUCAGACGGAUUACAGGUGAAAUGCGCGUCAACUGAUAGGUUGUGUGUGCCUUUCAGUGGCAAUCGAUCUCCAGUAGACAAUCGACAUCUUGCUGCACUACAUCACAGGCCAUUGCGGUGUGGACAACUUCGUAAAGUUUCGCCACGGGCUGCGCACGUAGAGUUUCUGGCAUUUCGUCUCGGAGAGGAACAGAACCAGCUGCGUCGUUGUAUUGUUGUUGAUAGGCGAGCAAUCCGGUGCUGUUGUCCGGACGCGAGACCUCAAUUUCACGUCUUGUCACACACUCUUUGAACAACAUUUUUGGAUGUUGUAUUCGCUCAAUGCCAAUCAAUGAGAUUUCAGCUCUUGUCUGCUUGGUCGAGUUCGCAUUGUUCUCCGAAAUCCUAGCAUUGUCCUCCACAAAGCUCUUCUGUCGGCUUGCUGUGACCCUGUGUUUCCACCGUUUUAGUACGGGUCUAGCUACCUAGGAGAACUGCAGUUGACGUACGAGAUAAAAGAACACCGAGCAGCUCAUUUGCCACGGCACGGGAUUCUGAGCCAGAAGGUGAGACGAACUGUUUCGUUUAUUCCAGUGUAGCAUUCGCACGGAGAAUGUAGGUGGUUUCUGAAGCCUGCUGUGAAGUAUUCCCUAGCCCAUCAGCUAUUCUCUGCGGAAGUAGAAUGCCCAGAUCUUCGUGAACAAUGUUCUCCGGACGGUGCCAAGUUCUGGCUCGUAAGGUGUUUACCCGUGCUCGUCUGCGCGUCGGUUCGGCCUUGCGCGCAGCUCACCGAUGGAUGGACGGUGCGUUCUACCAGCUCGGCUGCUUCGCCUCUGACCAUUCUCUUCUGGUCCUGAGCGUGUCGUUCAUUGUGGCUCUGGCGCUGUCCACCGGGUUGCUGAAGCUCAAACCCGAGGAUCGCUACGACAAACUCUGGGCAACACCAGGAAGCGAAGUGGACUCGGCCAACGCGGCGUUCGCGAAAUACUUCUCGACUCCAUCCCAACCGGCACAAGUGAUUGUGACCAGUGCACAUCAUGGCGUACAUGCGACAGCAGAACAUGAUAGAGACAACGUGUUGAAUGAAGCUAUCCUACUGGAAACUCUACGCCUGCAUGAAACGGUUCUCUUAGUUCUGGGUGAUGGUCUGAGAGGGGCCUGUCAACCUGUGGAUAAUUUUCUCGCAUCUGCUCAAGAAGCGAGUCGACAAGAGUACCUGAAGGUUCAUUCUCUGGACGUCAGUGAUUGCCCAAACGUAAAUGGAGUUCUCAGCGCCUUUGGGUACAACAGCGAAACCAUUCGUCGAAAUGCUAACAACAUCAGUGGAACUAUUCUGCAAUACUUCUCGCCUAGCGUCAGGCCUCGUCAUCCAGCUGCACUGUACGUGGGCAAUGUCCAAGUACCUGCAGAUGACCUUCUCCGGACAUCACCAGCCUUUCGCCUCGUGUACACGGUGGACGCAAAGUUCGUCGAAGAUUUCGCUCUGGACAAACUAUUCGUGGACACGGUGGAAGAGUUCAGCUCCAAUUCGGUGCUGAUAUCGGCAAAAGCUCUAGGACCGGCAUCUCUGGAUCGCGAAACGGAGCGAUCGUUGUCAUCAGAUUUCUGGCUGGUUGGUAUUAGUGGCUCUGUACUGGUGCUGUUCAGUGUAUUGAAUGCAGGAAACAUGAUUUGCUGUGAUCCGCUGCGUUCCAGAACUCUUGUAGCACUGUGUGGAAUGCUGAAUGUGGCCCUUGCACUGGGUGCAAGUAUAGGUCUGGUGACCUACUGUGGUGUUAUGUUCAGCGCCAUACAGGUGGCCAUGAUUUGCGUCAUCUUGGCGAUUGGCGUGGACGACAUGUUUGUACUGUGUGAUGCACUCGCAAGGCAGGAUCCCAGACUACCAAGACGGGAGCGUGUCGGUGGUGCUCUACGCCAGGUGGGCGCCUCUAUAGCCAUGACGUCCACAACGGAUGCCAUUACGUUCGCGCUGGUCGCUAUCAAUGCCGUGCCCGGCGUGGAAGCGUUUGCCAUCAACGCCACGGUGGCCGUGAUCGUUGACUUUGUGUUACAGGUGACGUUCUUCGUCGCCUGUCUUGCACUGGACGAGCAACGCGUAGAUUCCGGCCGUGCGGAGAUUCUGUGUUGCAUUAUGGUCGACCGCAAUGCGGAGAGCACUGCUGCUGCCAUGAAGCUAGGCCACAGCUCUGUAGCAAGCAGCGAGUGCAGCAAUGAUAGCGAAUCCAGUCCCACUAAUCACACAACUAGUGCUAGCACACCUGCGAACGCCCAAGCCGGCAAUGGCGUGUCCAAGCCCAAGUCAAGCAGCUCUUCAAUGCAGCCGUUCUUGGCUCCACAUUGCGUGGCCGUGCAAGAGAGUGUGUUCAUCUCUCCGGCGCGAACACCACCUUCAUCGUGCAGGCGCCGCCCGGGUGAGAAGUACCUGACGUAUGUUUUCCGCGAGAAAUAUGGGCCGUUCGUUGUGCGGUCGCGUCUUCUGAAAGUCCUGGUCGUGGUGCUGCUUGUUGUCCUGUGCGGUGUCUCCGUGUAUGGGCUGACAAGAGUGAGCAGUGAACUCAAGCUCAGUGAUACCCUCGUAGAUAGUAGCUUUGUUCUGCAGUAUCAACAGCUGGAGACCAUGCACUUUUCAAGUGUUUCCGUACAGGUUGAAAUGGUCAUUCUUCCCAAGGACAGCGCAGCAGAGAGCACACAACUACACUUGAGAUCACUCAGCAGCAGCCUGGAGUCGUCGCCAUCGUUUCACCCGUACGUCGUCUCCUGGUUUGAUGAGCUGUGCCAGUAUGCCACGGCAUGCAAUCAGACAUUACCCAACGGUUUGCUGCCACAUGAUGAGUUCUCAAUGCUGCUCCACGGCUUCUUCAACACGAGUCUUGGAAGGAGAUUCCGACACGAUGUCGUUCUAGGCAGUACCGCUGGCAAAACUAUUGUCGAAGCAGCACGCAUCACGGCAUGGCAGCGCUCCUCGCCAAGCACACACGUGCUCUUACAGAGGAUGGCAUUGUCACAAGACAUUGCGUCUCAGUCGUCCGCGGAUCUGACCGUGCACGCGUACAGCUACGUGUACCGAUUCCUGCAUCAAGUACAGCUCGUGAAGAGCUCCGGAUAUCAGACCGUGCUCCUGUCACUCGUUGUUGUUAUGAUCAUCAGCUGGUUCUUCUUCGAGGGCAGCCUGGUCGGUGCUCUGCUCUGCACACUCCUGAUCGCCAUCGUCAAUUUCAACUUGUUCGGCCUCAUGCCGUUCCUGGGCUUGGAGUACAACCACGCCUCGCACACCGUCCUGGUCAUCGGCAUCGGCUUUAGUGUGGACUACGUGGCACAUCUCGUCCUGGCCUUCGCUAAAGCUAAAGGCAAUCCAGACGAACGGGUGGUGAUUGCACUGACGCAGAUGGGUUCGUCCAUCUUCAGUGGCUCCCUAACUACAUUCCUGGGCCUCAUCGCGCUGGUGUUUGGCAGUGUGGAGAUCUCUCGCAUAUUUGCCAAGUUGAUUUGCUUGCUGAUAUCGCUGUCCGCUUUCUACGGCCUUGUGCUCUCUCCUAUCGUUCUGUUGUACAUUGGGCGAAAGUGGAAACCGAUAACGCCACGAGAACAAGAAGAGGGAGAGGUUGCUAGACCGGCGACUGCUGAGACGCGUGCAACCAGUGAUAUCCUUCCAGUCUUCUAUCAGGUGGGAGACAGAGGUGAAGCGACGAAUGCUUCACUCCCACAGCUGCAUCCAGAUCCGCUGAAGCCCCCUGUCGCUGUCACAGAGAAUGGCUCUAAGGCGCCGCUAUCGAUAUCCCUGACAACCCUGACGUCUAGUCCAGCCAAGCACAAAGCAAAUCGUCCGAAAAAGUCCCACUCCAUGCGUGUCCUAUCCAACAGCCACGGUGCGUCGCAAGACUUCCACCCGCUGUACAAAGCUGUGAAGAUCAACAGCAAUGGGGUGGUCGGACGAUCAGCAUCGAUGCAUACCAAUCUUCCGCACUCCGGUAGUGUACGGUGUGAAUCUAGCCUUUAGUACGCAAUGAAGUGCUGGACCUCGACGCUAUUUAAAUUAUGUUCAAGGAAUAGCAUGUGAAGAUAAUGUAGGUAUUGCGUGCAUACCAUUGAGAGUUUAGGCUGUUAUAUGUUCGCUGGCUGGUUCAGUUUUCAUCAAGUGUUGAUCAUUCGAUGCGUCUGGAGGGUUUCAAUGGCAGUACGUAUGUAUGUGUGUGUGUGUGUGUGUGUGUGUGUGUGUGUGUGUGUGUUUGUGUGUGUGUGUGUGUGUAUGCGUCUUUUCCCAUCCGUCCUAUAACAAGUGUCACGUUGAGUCUAAAGUCAGAAGCCACUGCGGUGUGAGUAUUUAUUUUUCCUGACUUUAAAAUUUUCUUUGACCUGUCCUAUCUGGUGUUUCAAAUCACGGACUAACGUUAAUCAUCUGAGUACAAACUUUUUUUUCUUUUCGAGAAUCAGGCGUUGAUACUUGAGAUUUUCACAGCAGCUCAUAACUGGGAGUAGCGAAAUGCUGAUCAAACACUACUCCUCUGGUUCAUUAAUUCUUUCUAAGAAUGUGUUCUUGUUGGGUGUCGAACAAUUCUUUUGACGUCUAGUUCUCUUGCCGCAUGCUCCGCUGCUGUACUUUAAAAUCGUAAUUAUAUAUUUUAAAUAUAUUGCACCGGUACUUAAUUUAUCACAGGCACAAUUUUUGCCACAACCGGAAAGAUUUGAAAAGAAAGACUUUUUCAGAUA
Molecule: messenger RNA, 6179 nt
Organism: Sycon ciliatum
Lineage: Eukaryota; Metazoa; Porifera; Calcarea; Leucosolenida; Sycettidae
Product: NPC intracellular cholesterol transporter 1 homolog 1b-like
Exons: 3
Coding region: 2176-5469 (1097 amino acids)
Cellular component (GO): membrane
Source: RefSeq, a predicted model, not a curated record